Messenger RNA from Cyclopterus lumpus (lumpfish), 2131 nucleotides. RefSeq names its product NFKB inhibitor interacting Ras-like 1 (gene nkiras1). The record is from RefSeq and is a predicted model, not a curated record. Gene Ontology annotation, biological process: canonical NF-kappaB signal transduction. The transcript is spliced from 4 exons. Bases 96 to 683 code for a protein of 195 amino acids. Gene Ontology annotation, molecular function: GTP binding; GTPase activity. NCBI's taxonomy places the organism in Eukaryota, Metazoa, Chordata, Actinopteri, Perciformes, Cyclopteridae.
UCUCAGCGCUUGCAGAGCAGAAUGGAUGCGCUUGUUGUGAUGCUACGUUCAAAGACUUGAUAGACAGCAACUCCUCCUCCGGACACAAGCUCGAAAUGGGAAAAGGCUGCAAAGUGGUGGUGUGUGGCCAGGCAGCAGUGGGAAAAACGGCCAUACUGGAACAGCUGCUGUACGGAAAUCACUCUGUAGGUUCUGAAUCCAGUGAGACCCAGGAGGACGUGUACGUGGCCUCGGUGGAAACGGACCGCGGCGUGAAGGAACAGCUGAGGCUUUACGACACCAAGGGCCUCCACGAUGGGCAAGACCUCCCCAAGCACUACUACUCCGUGGCCGACGGCUUCGUGCUCGUCUACAGCGUCGACAGCUCAGAGUCCUUCAAGAAGGUGGACGUCCUGAAGAAGGAAAUAGACAAGUCCAGAGAUAAAAAAGAGGUGCGGCUGGUCCAAAGUGACGGUCAUCGUGCUGGGCAACAAGACGGACCUGCGGGAGCGGCGCCAGGUGGACCAGGAGGCGGCGCAGCAGUGGGCGCGAGGCGAGAAGGUGAAGCUGUGGGAGGUGAGCGUCACCGAACGCAACUCCCUCAUCGAACCCUUCACCCAGCUGACCAGCCGCCUCACACAGCCUCAGAGCAAGUCGGCCUUCCCUCUGCCCGGACGCAAGAGCAAAGGCACCCCGUCCAAUGACAUCUGAAACCCCGAAGACCCCCUCGUUCUCCUCCUUUUGUACAUUUGACCGUUUCACGCUCAUUCUUCACGUUAUAUACACAAUUUAAACAUACUUUUAGGGGUUAUGGUAAACAUUUGGAGAAACAGACAUUUGUUUCCUUUCUGAGAAUUGAUAUGACACUGGGGUCAGAGUGUGGGUCGCCUAGCUUAGCAUAAAGACUGGAAGCAGGGGGAAACAACUAGCCUGGUACCAAUGCCUCUAAAACUAAUUAAUUAACUCACUUUUUAUUAUUAUUAUCUUGUUUGGUUUAAUCUUUACACAAACAGAAGUGUCAAAACACGUUUUCAAUUUAAGGGGUGGUUCUUCUCGUGUUCCCUGGCAAAACCAUUAUUGUUAAUGGUUGUUAUUGUUUUGGGACGGAGCUUCCAGUCUUUAUGCUAAGCUAGGCUAACCAUCUUCUGACUCCAGCACUGAACACAUGACAUCAUAUCUGAUCUUCUCAUUCUCUUUUAUAGGAGAACGAAUGAGCAUAUUUCCCAAAGCAUUUUAAUAAUGGUACAAUGUUUCUAGUCAGUUUCUAUAGUUUAAGAUAAAAAGAAACUUAGCGGUUCAGUACCAAAGAUUUGACACAAAUCAUGUGGAUUUACUCUGUAGAAUUGUGAUUGUGCAAUAACACUUUUAUGCUCACUUUCCAAAAGGAAGGGAGUUUAGACGUGUUCAUACGGUGCGUUGAAAGAGUCAUCGGUUGCUCUGUAAUCGUCCCUCCCGUCUACCCAGAAGGGAUCUUAGUCUGCUACGAGGACCCGAGGUGGGAGGCUUCCAGCUGCCCGUCACGCUUUCAACACACCUGCAGGCUUUUUGUGUGAAGACAAGAGUUGAGAAAUGUGAAGCGGUCCUGAAAGCUGUGGCACCAAACUCUUUGAGCUCUCGUGGGGGCUCAAAAAAAAAACAAAAAAAAUGCAGAAGUCCGAUUAGCGGCUCUUGUUUUUAUGUCCUUUCUGAUAUGAAACGCAGCACGAAUCCUCGUCUCCAGGCGUGACUUCGAGCUCGCCUUCGUCCGGUCCGUCUCGUGCAUCAAGUGCGGCCCCCGGCAGCAAUAAUAAACAACGAUCUUCGCUCGUGUUGCAGACGUUCAUGUCCGUCGAGCCCGUUGAAUCCAACGGGGCGACUCGUCUUAACGGUAGAAAAAGUCUUUGUGUUGAGAGGAAAUAUUUAUUUUUUAAAACUAAUUUAUUUUUGUGACUUUAAUGAGCCACGUUCCUCGACUUCUGAAGAUGGUUGAACAAUGUGAAGGAUGACCCGCUCUGUGUCCUCAAUGUCUCAAAGUAAUAAACAUUUAAUGUGCUGCUAGUAGAACGGUGUCAGUGGGACUGUAAUCAUGCAACAAAAAAAAACACCAACUUAUUCUCUGCUCUGUAACUGUCUUAAAGAUGCACUGAAUAAAAUGUAGCCUCUUCAUAUUUCA